Aspergillus saccharolyticus JOP 1030-1 is the source of this 967-nucleotide messenger RNA. RefSeq lists its product as uncharacterized. Lineage: Eukaryota; Fungi; Ascomycota; Eurotiomycetes; Eurotiales; Aspergillaceae. The transcript has a single exon. Bases 232 to 759 code for a protein of 175 amino acids. The record is from RefSeq and is a predicted model, not a curated record.
ACAGUAAGCUGGUGGAACUGCCAGUGGCCACAGCACCCUAGGGGCUCAGUCGUCAUCCAUCAUUACCCUCGCCCCAUCCUCGCGGCGGCGGCGGUGUCUGCUGUUCCUCCCCUUCUCACCCGCGCGCACCAUCCUCAUCUGCAUUUUUGGUUUGAGUUGCCACCUGUCGUACAUGUCUAGUAGUCCGAGUAGCUGGAUUUCUAGUUCGAGUAGCAGUACUUCUAAGUCUGGAUGGCAGCAGCAGCUCUAGUAGUGGCAGUAGUUUUAGCGGUACCACCAGCACCACCAGCACCAGCAGAGCUAAUGUUUAUUAGUAGUGUCAGUAGUGCCAGUACUACUAGUAGUACUAGUAUAUCAUCAGCAUCACCAGCGCCAACGCCAGCGCCAGAGUCAGAGUCAGCGGACAGCCCACCACCACCACCACCACCUGCCGCCGAAGCAGAAACCAGAAGUUACCGAAGGAACAGCAGGAAUAGGCACGCAACGAUACGCAAAAGGCGCCAGAUGCGCCCAUUCAAGCAGGAGACUCUUGUCUCUGCGGCAAAGGCCAUUGGGGCGGACGGCGCCAAGCGGCGAAGCGUAGCGAAGUGGCCGGGAGACACGAAGUGUUCGAAGCAGGGCCACUUGACUUGCGUGUCCGGGCAGCAGAGACUUGGGGAGGCGGGGCGACGGCGGCAGCGGCGGCGGCGGCAGCGGCAGGCUGGAGGAAGAUGCGCAGCGCCGGGUUGCGCGGGGGCUGGGCGGGGUAGAAUAUCCUGACUGGAACGAGGGUAUUCUCAAUCUGAGAGGGGCGGUCUCUGAAGGAAGUCUUCAUGUUGAGAUGGAUGUUCCUUUAUCAUCAACAACCGGGAUCGGGUGGAGAUCGAUUCUGAGAAUAAGGGGACCUUUCUUGCUGUAUCUGGAAGGAGGAUUCCAUUGCUGUUGCUGUUGAAAUAGGCUCAUGUGUGCCUGUUAGACAUAAAUAAUC